AUGUCGUCUUCUUUGCGCCGCAUCGCUGUUGCAGCAUCUAGAAAUACUCCAUUACAUAUCACCAGUGUCACUGCCAGCCGCUUAGAAGCAGCGAGCUUCACAACCCUCUCCCGACGGCGGCAGUCUCCUCUUACAAGUCGUCACAUCUCCAGUUCUUCCCAACUACCUCACCACCCACCAAGUUCGAGAGCAUUUCACACACCCCGAACCCUUCAGUCAAAAUUCACCUACGGAAUUGCGGCAUCCUUCACAGCUAAAGAUCGCCGCUACAACCCAGAAACGAAUGUUUUCAAUUUCAACCCUCACAACCCCAUCCGCGCGCGACGAAAAGACAAGUCUACGCGGCCAGGUAGUGGGCAGGAUGCCUUCUUCGUCAGCCAUGUGGGGGAUAGCGCGGACACUGCAUUUGGGAUCGCAGAUGGGGUUGGAGGAUGGGUAGAUUCCGGCGUGGACCCAGCGGAUUUCGCUCACGGGUUCUGCGAUUACAUGGCUCACGCGGCAUACACAUACAAGCCAGGGGAAUGGGAUCCGCCGAUAGGUGCUAGGAGUCUUAUGCAAAGAGGCUACGAGAGUAUAUGCAAGGAUCCUUCAGUUCCGGCUGGGGGGAGUACGGCUUGUGUGGCUAUUGCAAAGGAGAGUGGGAGUCUUGAGGUUGCGAAUCUAGGAGACUCGGGGUUCGUGCAGUUGAGGCUUAAUGCAGUACAUAAUUAUUCGGAGCCUCAGACGCAUGCUUUUAAUACGCCAUAUCAGUUAUCCGUUGUUCCGCCCAAGAUUCUUGCCCAGGCGGCUGCUUUUGGAGGAACGCAGCUUUGCGAUAUGCCCAAGGAUGCUCAUGUCUCGCAGCACUCGUUACGGCAUGGCGACGUGUUGGUGUUUGCCAGCGAUGGAGUGUGGGACAAUCUAUCGAGUCAAUCGAUUCUGAAGAUCGUGUCGAAAAUAAUGGUUGGAGCCAGGGCUUGGGUACAUACCGAGAAGGGAAUAAUAGUCGGAGACGGUUUGCACAAUUUUAUCAUCGCUGAUGAUGGGACGAGCGGGGCUAAAGAGAUCCCAAGUCUGCAGAGCUUCGUGGCUGUAGGCAUCACGCAUGAAGCCAAAGCGGCCAGUGUCAACACGAAGCUGGAUGGGCCAUUCGCCAAGGAAGUCCAGAGAGAGUACCCGCACGAGAACUGGCAUGGUGGGAAGGUAGAUGACAUCUGCGUCGUGGUAGCAAUUGUGUGCGAAGAAGAAAAGUAG
Lachnellula hyalina is the source of this 1233-nucleotide messenger RNA. It is a transcript of the gene PTC7, whose product is annotated as Protein phosphatase 2C-like protein, mitochondrial. Bases 1 to 1233 code for a protein of 410 amino acids. The transcript has a single exon. Lineage: Eukaryota; Fungi; Ascomycota; Leotiomycetes; Helotiales; Lachnaceae. The record is from RefSeq and is a predicted model, not a curated record.